GCGCUGUGGCCUGUCAGGCGGUCCCACCAAGCCGCCAUAGCCACCAGCCUUCCCGUAGCCGACGUCUCCGAUAUGGCCGAUGUGGAAGACGGCGAAGAGCCUUGCGCCCUGUCCUCUCACUCUGGGAGCGCAGGCUCCAAGUCAGGAGGCGACAAAAUGUUCUCUCUCAAGAAGUGGAAUGCGGUGGCUAUGUGGAGCUGGGACGUGGAGUGCGAUACGUGCGCCAUCUGCAGGGUCCAGGUGAUGGAUGCCUGCCUUAGAUGUCAAGCUGAAAACAAACAAGAGGACUGUGUUGUGGUCUGGGGAGAAUGUAAUCAUUCCUUUCACAACUGCUGCAUGUCCCUGUGGGUGAAACAGAACAAUCGCUGCCCUCUCUGCCAGCAAGACUGGGUAGUCCAACGAAUCGGCAAAUGAAAAUGGUGGAAGGCCCUCCGAGUGCAGUUGUCCAGAGCCCUGGGGGGUCCCCUUAUCAAGUGCCCUACAAAGGCGAGGACACUCAGGGGACUAGUUCUUCCAACAGAAGGUGAUGGAUCUUUGGUCUCUGCGGAUUCAUCAGAAGAAUUGGUUAGCAUUUUGUCCGUUUUAUUUUCUGAAAUUCUCUACAAUUAAGGAGAUAAUUUAUUAAAGAUGGUCUUUCCUGUCUCUGUGGUGUCUGUCACAUUGCUUAGAAGUGCUAUAAAGGAGGAGAGAACUACAAAUUGAGUGAUCUUUAUAAUUUACUUACUCGUAUCCAGGGGGUUUGGAAGCGGUUCCAUUCAGAAGAGAACUUUUUCCAUGCUUAUGGUCGAUCAGUUAAAAAAAGAUAAUGUUACAGUAACAAAUAAAGUGCAGUUUAAAACCCAACUUUUAUCCUUAAUUUGUUCCUGAUAUUUAUUUUAGGCAGGGAAGGGAAUGGUUCAUGAAAUAUUUAUUUGAUAUGACAAUUCUAAGUUUGGGCCAGUGGGCAGAGUAAAUACAGUUUAAUCUUUGGCCAUAGGGAAUUUUGAUUGUCUUUUAGGUUAUUGUCCUCUAUCCUUGACUCAUCAAAAAAAAACCCUAGAUUUGCACAGUCCACUGUCACUUAUUCAGUGGUAAAGGGCAGAGAAGUAUUCUCAAGUUUUAGAUUAUGAUAUAAUUUAACAGUAUUUUAGGUGGACUGUUAAUGAGCAGAAAAUGUUUACCACUAUAGCAUUGGAUCAAAAAAAUUUAUUUUAUUACGCAGUGUUUUUAAUAAAUGGUUUAUUCUGUUUACUUCAUUUGAAUUGUCAUUAUUGCAGUUUUAUGUAUAGCCUUAAACUUGAUGUUAAUAAACUCAUUGUCAAAUGAA
Molecule: messenger RNA, 1306 nt
Organism: Artibeus jamaicensis (Jamaican fruit-eating bat)
Lineage: Eukaryota; Metazoa; Chordata; Mammalia; Chiroptera; Phyllostomidae
Gene: RNF7
Product: ring finger protein 7
Exons: 3
Coding region: 73-414 (113 amino acids)
Biological process (GO): protein ubiquitination; anaphase-promoting complex-dependent catabolic process
Cellular component (GO): Cul5-RING ubiquitin ligase complex; anaphase-promoting complex; nucleus
Molecular function (GO): cullin family protein binding; ubiquitin protein ligase activity; zinc ion binding
Source: RefSeq, a predicted model, not a curated record